CAUGGAGACGACUCACUCACAUCACUGCUCUGCGAUAAAGCUCACCUCGCUGCCCGUCUGACCAUUCACUGCUAAAGAGAGAGCUAAUACGCUGUCUGAAGUGUUGCCUAGCAGAUACCACGAUAUCGCAGAGCGAGCAGACGAUUGCCCCGCCGAAAGCACCGAACCACCGCUAUAGCACAGCUCGCACGCAGCCGCCAACGCGACGCGCAUAGACAUAGGACACGUUUGGGAAGAAGCCGUGGCAUAUAGGCUAGCAAAAGUGCAAAGAUGAGCCAGGCAGACUUUUUGGGCCGCGCCAUUGAGCAGGUCAAGAAGGCUAUUGAGACCGACACGGCUGGCGACUAUGAGGCGGCGUACCAGCAGUACUACAGCGCGCUCGAGCUGUUCAUGCUCGCCCUCAAGUGGGAAAAGAACCAAAAGUCGAAGGAUAUGAUCCGAGGCAAGGUUGCCGAAUACAUGGAGCGCGCCGAGAAGCUCAAGCAACAUUUGAACCAGAACGACGCCUCGAAUCGCAAGAAGCCGUCCGCCAUGGGCGCAAAUGGAAAGUCGGCUGGAGGCAGCGGGAAGGGCGGCAAGGAUGAUGAAGAUGGCGAACAAGAUGCCGAUUCGAAGAAACUCCGCGGUGCGCUCUCCGGCGCCAUCCUCACAGAGAAGCCCAACAUCCGAUGGGAAGAUGUCGCAGGUUUGGAGGGUGCCAAAGAGGCACUAAAAGAAGCCGUGAUUCUGCCCAUCAAGUUCCCACACCUGUUCACCGGCAAGCGACAACCAUGGAAAGGUAUCUUGUUGUAUGGGCCGCCUGGUACGGGCAAGAGUUACCUCGCAAAAGCGGUCGCAACAGAAGCAAAUAGCACAUUCUUCAGCGUGUCCAGUUCCGACUUGGUCAGCAAAUGGAUGGGAGAAUCCGAACGAUUGGUCAAACAGCUCUUCGGUAUGGCCCGCGAAAACAAGCCCUCUAUUAUCUUUAUCGACGAAAUCGACGCGCUCUGUGGUCCUCGUGGCGAAGGCGAAUCUGAAGCCUCGCGCCGCAUCAAAACAGAGCUUCUUGUGCAGAUGGAUGGUGUUGGCAAAGACUCGAAAGGCGUGCUCAUCCUGGGCGCAACGAAUAUUCCUUGGCAACUCGACUCUGCGAUCCGCCGCCGCUUCCAACGGCGUGUCCACAUCAGCUUACCCGACACACCAGCGCGCAUGAGGAUGUUCGAGCUGGCAGUCGGGAGCACACCGUGCGAGCUUAGUCAAGCAGAUUACCGGCAACUCGCCGACUUGUCAGAAGGUUACUCGGGUUCGGAUAUUAGCAUAGCAGUGCAAGAUGCGCUGAUGCAACCUGUCCGUUUGAUCCAGACAGCCACACACUACAAGCCUGUCCAAGUUGAGGGUGAGACCAAAUGGACACCCUGUUCGCCCGGCGAUCCACAGGCCAUAGAGAAGUCAUGGACGGAAUUAGAUGGUGACGAACUCCUCGAGCCACCACUACGUGUACGCGAUUUCGUCAAGGCGAUCAAGAGCAGCAGACCGACGGUCAGCGGCGAAGACUUGACUAAGAAUGCCGAUUGGACCAAGGAGUUCGGAAGUGAGGGUGCCUAGAUAAUAUCGUAGUCUGUACAAAGGGAGGGUACAUAGUUUUACUGUUUUAUACCGAAUGAGCGAAUCGAUGGGGCAACCGGCGUUGACAGGAGGUCUUUGGACAGGUGCAAGCAUGAUCAACUCAAGUCCAUUCACCAUCUGCAAUACGGUCUAACACCCAAUGGCUUUACCUUGAGGAUCGGCCUGGCGGAUAAACGUUAGAUGAGAUCAACAAACAUAGCAUCAAACACUACAAGACCAGAUUG
This is a messenger RNA of Boeremia exigua, 1829 nucleotides long. RefSeq names its product vacuolar protein sorting-associated protein-like protein VPS4. The coding region runs from base 271 to 1584 and encodes 437 amino acids. Lineage: Eukaryota; Fungi; Ascomycota; Dothideomycetes; Pleosporales; Didymellaceae. The record is from RefSeq and is a predicted model, not a curated record. The transcript is spliced from 6 exons. Gene Ontology annotation, biological process: endosomal transport; vacuole organization. Gene Ontology annotation, molecular function: ATP hydrolysis activity; ATP binding.